Formica exsecta is the source of this 1005-nucleotide messenger RNA. RefSeq lists its product as uncharacterized. The record is from RefSeq and is a predicted model, not a curated record. Bases 1 to 1005 code for a protein of 334 amino acids. Lineage: Eukaryota; Metazoa; Arthropoda; Insecta; Hymenoptera; Formicidae. The transcript has 4 exons.
AUGGCUAUGAAAGCUACGAUCUUGAUGCUGAUGAUCACACUGGUGGUCGUCGCGUCCGCCGGAUUGCUCGAGACCCUGCUCUCGUGGGACCUGCCAGAGAUCGAGGCGAGAUCGACCACGUCUCAGUCCAAGUGCCUGUGCCAGACUUCCGGUUGUCUCUGCUGCGUCGACCUGAAUUUGACAGCCGCGAUCGAUAUAGGUGGCCCGGUUUGCAUCAAUCUCAGGCAGAAGGAGCAGAAUGUGACUCUGAAUCUGACUUAUCGCGAUAAUCCCGUUCAUAAUGCGACGACAAGGAUCGCGAAUGCGGCCAAUAAGCCGACAUGCAUGAGCCUCUUGUUAGACGUGGCGCAAAUCUGCGCGAGAUUUACGUCGGUGAAGCAAGCCGACAUCGGUGGCUACGACGGUUGCAUAGCGAUCGAGCCGGUUCUGUUGGACAGGGCACUAGCCACGUAUCAUAUGGGAUGCUUCAAUUUCCACCAAGGGGUCCGGCAGAUAGAAACGCCCGCCAUCACGGAGACGACGGAAUCCGUCGCCGAAACUACGGACGACGAGGACGACAGCUUAAAUACCGAUGAGCUGAUCGCCGCGGUAUCCGCCAGCGCCGAGCAGGGUAUCGCGCUGUUCACUCAAUGGCUGGGUCUCAAUCUUAAUCCGAAGCUGAAUCUGACGGGCAAGGAGAAUGAACCAUCGCAACAGAACUAUCAACAGAAAGCUGACUCCUCGAGAUCGGCCCGUAAUAUGGCGGACGUCCAGAGCGACAGGAGCGACGAGCGAUUUAAGCAGCUGUUGAGCGCCCAGGACAACGUUCUGAAGGGCUCGGCGACCAUCGGACAGUCCAACGGCAUGGAGACCACCUUCGUCUAUUCCAAACCGACCGAUCUGAUAACCGAGAGGAACGCGACCGAGGAGGCCAAGAGGAAACUCGAAGCGGAGGUCGCCGCGCCGCAGCAUCGGGUCGUGGUGCCGAAGGAAUCGAGGAGAGGAGGAAACGUCAAUGAGAUCUGA